This is a messenger RNA of Pararge aegeria (speckled wood butterfly), 3968 nucleotides long. Its product is annotated as zinc finger protein 14-like. Lineage: Eukaryota; Metazoa; Arthropoda; Insecta; Lepidoptera; Nymphalidae. Gene Ontology annotation, biological process: regulation of transcription by RNA polymerase II. The record is from RefSeq and is a predicted model, not a curated record. Gene Ontology annotation, molecular function: RNA polymerase II transcription regulatory region sequence-specific DNA binding; DNA-binding transcription factor activity, RNA polymerase II-specific; zinc ion binding. Gene Ontology annotation, cellular component: nucleus. The coding region runs from base 144 to 2159 and encodes 671 amino acids. The transcript has 15 exons.
AAUGGAAUUUGGCGUUUUAGUUCAAGUGUAUUGAGCCAAUUUAAUCGAAAUUUUACAAUAACCAGUUUCUGUGUGUUAAUUACUGAACUCCGUGCAUAAUGUAGGGCUAUAUUUACAUAAUGACGAUGUAAAUAAACGUAAACAUGUCCGAAUUGAAAAUAUGCCGGAUAUGUUUACGUACCGAAGCAAAGGUUUACAAUUACGAUCAAUUUCAACUCAAAUCCUAUUACGAAGAAGUUUUAGCGCUAAAAGUCAGUGAAACUGAUGAACUACCACAUUACUUUUGCUUUGAAUGUGCCACCUUAUUGCAUAAAUUUCACAAAUUCAAAGAAAAAUGCUAUUCAGGACAAAAAGCACUCAAGGAUAUGUUGAGCAAGGGCCCUAUUUCAUAUGAAGCAAUAUACAAGUUAGACACAACAAAGUUCCAAUCACCGCUCGCAAAACUUAAACUGAAGUAUAAUGUACUAAAAAUAUUUUCAACGGAAGACGAUCUUCCAAUAAAAGAAGAAAUAGCCCAACAUGACCAAAGAUUAACAAAGAUAGAAAACAUAGAAAUCGCUUCCUUCGAUGAUGCUGACGUCGCUCGGGAUGACGAUGUAUUUCCAGCUUCUGAUGCUGAUACAGAUUCGGAUCCUAAAUCUCCGAUUGAUAAGGAAAAAUCAGCUGAAGUAAUUAAGGCCGUCAAAAUAGAGAUAGAAGUUGCUGAAGAUGCUUUAGAUGGAAAAGAUAAAGACUUAUAUACUUUAAAAAGAAGUAGGCUGCUCAACAGCAAGUACUGGGGAAAAAAGAGAUUAUCAGAAGAGGAAGCUAUAAAGGAAUUCAGACGAAGAGCCGAAAAUGAAAAGUAUGUAAUAGCUGCUUACAAAUGCACAGAUUGUUUCAAAGGAUUCUCCAAGGAAGAAAUGUUAAAAAGACAUCGUCAGCUAACACACAAUAAGUCUGAUACGGUUGAGUGUCGUUUCUGCCGGAUGCGAUUUAAAUGGAACUGCCAUCUCAAGAAACAUAUGCGUCAACACUACAUUAGGUACGAGUGCCUGAGGUGUGGAUUAAUUUGCCCUCUUGAAAACACUGCAUUGCUACACGACAUUUACCACAGUGGAUUCACGAAGAAAUGUUUGCAUUGCAAUGAGGAAUUUAGACACUUCUCAACGUACUACACCCAUCUACGCACGCACCGGAGUGAGCAUCUUUGCACGCUUUGCGGGUCAUCGUUCGUCAGUGAAAUGGGCUUGCAUAUGCAUAAGCGGGUCAAGCAUUGUUUCAAUGAUAAUGACGGCGUCGAGAAUGGCGAUGAGAGCCCCGGCGACGAUGAGGAAGUCAACACGUUCUGUUCGCGAUGUGAUAUUCGCUUCGAGACCAGAAAGGCUUACGACGAACACCUAUUCCAUUCAGCGAUGCAUUCCGAAGGUUAUGAUGAUGAAAAGAAACUCGAUGAUCCGCCACAACGAAAAAUUUUGGGGAAAGUUCUAAAAGCAAAGAUAACGAGCAGGUUAAGAGAUAAAAAGAGACCCAACGAAGACAUUUUCAAACCGCAAAAAAGGAAGUUCAGAAGAAUUCGGAGGGCCAGAACGAAACCUACCUCCUGCCAUCAAUGUGGCAAGCACUUUGAAACGCAAGCAGCGUGUAUGAAACACCAUCUUUCGGAACAUCCUCGGACGUCGUUCUUCGCGCCCAACGAAAGACACAUCUGCGAAAUUUGUGGCGCUUCGUUGGCGCCAGGUAGUGUGACGGCUCAUCAAAACAUGCACACCCGAGAGCGUCUUCAUCCAUGUGAAACUUGCGGGAAACAGUUCCACUCCAGCGUGGGUCUCAAGCGACACGCCGUAACUCACACCGGAGAGAAACCCUACGGCUGCACAUUGUGUGACAAGCGCUUCACACAGAACAACAGUAUGAAACUUCACUACAGGACCUUCCAUCUUAUGCAACCCUAUCCAAAAAGGAACAGAAGACGCAAAAAAGAAGAGUUAAACAUAAGCAUAGCGGCCGAAGAAAGCGUAGACUCGGACGACAAUACACCGUUGUCUAAAUCGACGAAAAGAUCCGCCCCGGUAGUCGAAUCCGCACCCGAUGCAGUGAAUAACGCUGUGGCAACGGUGCCGCAAAACAGUGAUAAUAACUUGGAUUACUUGACGCUCGGUUACCAAAAAUAUCCAUAAGUAUCUACCUCGUAGCUUGAUUAAGUAAGUUGAGAUAAGUGAGACUUGAUUAUAUAAACAUCACAAGUUUUUGACAGUCAUCAUCAUCAUACAAACCCAUUAACGGUCCACUAUAGAUGCACGGGCAGUGGCGUUCACUUCAUAUAUGCACAAAUGCACUGCCUACCCAAACAAACAAUAUACAUUCCAUACAUUUUAUAUAUUUUUGACAAUUUAAUUCCGUGCCUAUAGUUCCAAACCCUAUAGGCACGGAUCUCCUCCCACGAUGAGAAGGGUUCAGCUUUCUUGAUAAAAAAAGUCCACAAAUCCGCACAGGGCCAACGUGGUGGACUAUUACCUAAACUAUUCUCAUUGUAGCAGGAGACCCAUGCCCUAUAGUGAACAUUAAUGGGUUGAUAUGAUGAAGUACAAGCAGAGAGCUGUAUCAAAUAAAUUACCUAAAACUAGUUCAUUUAACUAAUUAAUAGAUCGUUCGGAAACACAAGUUGGAAGUAAUCAACGAUUAAGGAAUUUAAAAAAAGAUUGGUGUAUCAGAAACGUAGUACUACUUUCUUUGCAGUUUGAAAAUCUUAUCCGCCCCUUUACAAGUAUCGCUUAAACAUGUAUUAUUAUAACACUGAUGAUUUGUUACAGAAAUAUAAUCCUCAUUUUAUGGACGUCAAGCUCUGUCUUAUAAACUGUUAAUUUUAAAAUAAUACUGCUUAUAGCGAUGGUGGUGAGUCACACCCCUUAAAUUUGGCAGAUGACGCUAAAAAUUAUCAUAUUCUAAUUCAUACACUACGUAGAUAAUUUUUAUGAGGUUGCGUUCAGUUUAACAAUAUGUUUGCUGUAUGUGACAUAAGGUGAAACUCACAUUCAAAUGCUUUUAUUUCAUUCGUCGUCAUUAGGAUUAUGGAUAGAAUAGAAUAAAAUAUAUUUCUUUGCUGAAAUGUACAAAUUUAAACAGUGUACUGUCAAAAACGUGUAGUGUAUAGCCAUGUGAACGCAGCCGUAUACUUACUAGUUUUGUUAAACCUAUUGUCUAUUUUCACUUAACUGUAGUUGGGAAAUAAAAAUGCUUUUUUAGAUACUUGUUCGCCUACAAUCGGAAUUAGUAAGUGGAUGCAGGAAGGAUGCGACCCACACAACUUAAAAAAAAAGAUAUUGUAUCUUUUUUUUUAAGUUUUUAUAAGUAAGAGACGUCAUUUAGCAAAAAAGAUACAAGAAUACACAUAGAAAAUAUUUCGACGCAGGGUACAACUUUCUGGCGCAAGUGAGCGCUGUGGUCUUAUAGGUAAUCUGGAUUCGACUCACGGCAAGAGAAAUUUUCACCAGAACAGACCAGAGAACAUCAAGAUAUUAUAAAUUCGCCAAUUUCCACUGUCGAGGGUGGAAAACGGGACCUCCCAUUAUUCAGAUCGCAGGGCUCACCACUGCACCAGGGUCUACUACGUCAAAACGUUUCCUAAAGCUGUCCAAUUCACAAUAUGAAUAUUGCCAAUUUUUUAUCAACACAUCAACUCCUCAAUAUUUUGACAAUAUUCAGCAUAUUGUCGUAUGUACGGGCAGCCUACGCGUACUCUUAGAUUUUUUAGUCAAUCAUCGGUGUCGAUAUUCAUACAUUUAUCUACUUUAGGCUAUGGUGAUACGGUUCUUUUUCCAACAGGGCCAGUAAAUUGCCCUGGCAUUUUCCGUUGCCUUAACCAACUCUCACAAGAAAACUGUGUUUAUAUAAAAAACUACUAAUUACUAUUCUUCAAAUAGUAUAAAAGGUGGAUAAUUUUAUUUAUCAAUCACUCUUGUAUUAAUAAAUAAAUGUUUUUAAUAACA